UUUAUAUUCUUAAAUAUUUUGGUUCUGGAAAUUAUUUUUGAUAAAAUUAUAUUUAAUUAAUUAAUGAAAAAAAUAAAUGAAUGGUCGUGGGGUCUUAAAUUCGGAAAUUAUAUAAUUUGGGACUGAUACUGUGAUACUAAGGUUGUCAACCCACGGGUCGACCCGGAUUAACCCGGACCCGGCCAAAAAAAGGGUCAUACCAACCCAUUUUCAUGUCAGCCCGAAAAUAGUCAAACCAGGAGAAACCCAGUCAAACCUGGGUUGGCCCGGUCGGUUAGCCUGUUGGAGCGGGUCAGCGGGUUGCUCUUUUGAGCCCCGUUUUGGCCACUGCGUCGCCGUUUCUGCGGACUGCGCGGAGAGCAAACGAGGAGGGGAAGCGGCGCCGUUAUGCUUGGUUUUGGCCUCCUGGUCGUCUGGAAACCAAAACCCUACAAACAUACAUCGCAUUCCAUUUCCAGCAGCGCAACCAUCUCCCUCUCCCGCAACCGAACGAUAUCGCCACGUCAGGGUUCUUCGGCGGGGCGCUCCAGGUCGCCGGCGGAGAGAAUCAUCUUCGCAGGUCGGCCACCACCGUUCCGUCUCCCCUCCCUUCAGCUCGGCCGCCUCUGAUCGCCGCCUUAGCCGCCUGUGCCUCCACCCUUCUCAUUGUCGGUCACCAAUUUCUUCAUCGGCGGAGACCAUCUUCUCAUUGUCUUUUCUUUUCCAUUAUUCGUGACCCGAGCCUCUCCAUUACCUUUAGUUCCUUGAGUUAUAGUCAUUUGGUAAGGGUUUGGGACUUGGUUCCAAUAAAUGGAACGAAAGAUAUAUGUGAUGUUUUGUGAAUGAUUUAAGUGUUAUUGAAUUUUUACUAUGUUGAAUUUUUACUAUGUUGAAUUUAAGUUGAUGUUAUUUAAGUGUGUUGGAGUUGAAGUAGUGUUGCAUUUUUUUAUGUUGGAUUCAGAAUAAGUAUAAUAUAUUUACAUUUUUCAUAUUUUUGGGCUAAACCGGGCUAAAACGGGUGACCCAUUGACCCAUGACCUACUAACUAGUCCGUGUACGGUUUGACAACCUUGGAUACAAAAUCCAGCCGAAGAUCUCUCCAGUGUCCUACAGACUAUAGUACAGAUUACAGAGUCAAUUCCAGUCCAAGACCCAAACGAUCUUCUCUUCCUACUCCGGUAGACGUCCAUGGAGGAUUCGGGGGACGAGGUUUUGCUGAAUUCUCUCCGUAGCGCCGGCGUUUCAGUCCCAGCCAACAUUUCCAACGUCCGGGACCUGCCGCCUUCCGUCUUCGUUUCUCUCUGCGCUCGGUGCCUUAACCUAAUCGAUGAAACGGCGGAGCUGCCCACUUCUCUGCCCGACUCCACGGUCGAUAAGUUCAAGAUCUGCACGGACGUCGCGCUCGCUGUUAAGCGGCUCGGUUAUAUUGGGGAUAUGAGCUACUACAAGCUCCUUUAUCCCUCUGAAGAGGACCUGUAUAAGUUAUUAAGAUUCUUGUUGGAGAGGCUCGCUAGGUCAUCUGAUGUGGUCAGAGAGGAUGUAAAUCCUGGAAGGAAACUGAAAGGGCGUCAUCCCUUGGGGAAUGAAACGGAGAAUGCUGAUUUUGAAACGUCAAGUCCAACUUACCAUGAUGGAGACUUGAAGGGUUCAGAUAUUCAUAGCAGAACAAAAGGGUCCACAAGUUCCCAUGCAAAUGAUGUGUCCUACGGCAACCAGAUGGACCUAGCAAGUGAGGCCGUUGAAAGCCUCUCCAUGGAAGAAUCCGAAGAAGUGCCUCUUGGAGACGAAGACAACAAUGCUGAGGUGGAUAAGAUAUCCAAGAUGAGAAAUGAUCUUGAGAAGUUGCAAAAGCAUGAAAAGGACCUGACAGAGGAGGUAAUGGCAAAUACUGCAGCAACAAGGUGUAUUGAACAAGAGUUUGAAUUAUUGAAGGCAGCAGGAGAAAUGGGGCUCGACGACCUACACCCUGUUGAAUUCUACAUUGAUCAGCUGAAUGAGCAAAUAGAAGCAUCAAAGAAAAAUGUUUUGGACCUGGAUUCACAGUGGAACAAUUAUAGACAGCCAUUAGAAGAGAAAAAGAAAAGCAUAGAGGAUUCUCUCUAUUCAGAAAUACCGGAGGCUCAAGGAAAGCUUCAUAAGCUCAGGGAACUUGAUUUGGAAAGAGAGUCAGUUCUUUCCGAAAUUAGGAGGAGGGAGAAGGAACACUCCAAACUUUGUAGAGAUCUCGAGAAGCAAGGCAGGCAACCAUCUAGACUGUCCUACAUUGAGAGGGUCAAAGAGAUUACAAAAAACAGCCGGAAACAAGAUGGUGACAUAGAGCGGAUAUUGAAAGAAACCAGGGAACUACAGCUGGAGAGCAACUCCAUUCAAGAACGCCUCCAUCGUACCUAUGCAGUUUUAGAUGAAGUGGUGUUCAGGGAAGCAAAGAAAGACCCAGUUGGGAGACAAGCUUAUCGAUUGCUGACGAGCAUCCAUGAGUGCUUCGAACAGAUCUCGGAGAAAAUCCUAACCAGUGACAGGGUAGGCAGAGAAGUGGCUGAGCAUGAGAAGAAACUGGAAGCCUUGACUUCUUCCCGAGGGUUAAACAUAGAGAAACUGCAAGCUGAUCUCGAUGCCAUUAGGCAGGAAAACCAGCUUCUCGCUCAACAACACCUUCAAGACAAUUGAGCAAGGGAAAGAAGACCCACAUAGUGCAUUGCUAAAUACCAGGAGCAUGAAUUGCUGUAUCAUUUCACCAUUGCCAAUUUGUUCCUAUUUUUUGUUAAUUUCUUUGUGAAAGUGAGUAAUUUGUUUUUUUUUAACAAAUAUUUUGACAAAUCAUCGAUCAGAAUUCACAACCAUGCAUUCUUAACAAAUCCAUUAAUUUAUUUCAACAAUCAAUUAUCCAAACUUUACUCAGAAUUCCAUUUACUUCAUGCUUCCAACAAUCAGCAACUACUACAAGCGGUGGAUGAUCUCUACCUGGUUUUUUCAACCGGGAAGUAAGGUAAUGCUAUCCAUGUCGAAGCUGGUGCUUUGAAAGGAAAAGCUGGGCCAUGUGGCCAUGGGUCCCUUUUAGUCUGGUGGUUAAGGCAAAAGGAUAACAACGUGAGGAAGUGGGGGCAGAAGCAGAAGAAGAAGGGUGAGGCAGAGACAAAGGAGCAGUCGUUGUUCACCAUUAAAACCCAUUUCAGUUGGCAGUCAGGUGGUGGCACCAAAUGCAACGGAUGAGAUGACACAAGUGCCAAAGCUAGAAUGGAGUGGAUGCAAUUGUUGUCUUGUGUUUAUUUGGGGCGGUUGCCAGAACUAGCAAACUUCUGAACCGUGCUCUCAAAGGCAAGUGGCGAGUCAUUUCUUGGAAAAAGGAAUCACCCUACCUACCUACUGGUAGUUCAUUUCAUCGAAUAUCACUACUACCCUCAUUCCAAAUCCAUGCCGUUGAUUUGGGUGGGUUUAAGCUGCAGGAUACUCUUCUCCAAGUAUUCGAUCCAGAAUGAAAGACGAACGUACUAUAUGUUAAUACGAAACGCAACACAAUCACUCAUUUGUUCUCGUAUCUUACGUCCACAUUAAGCGGUCCAACCACAAAUCGAAACGGCUAAUAGUGCACUAAUUCAGUGCUUCCGCCUAAAUAGGUUAAGUCAGGUUCCCCAAUCAUCGUUUUCCUUUUCUUUUUCUACCAGUUCUGACUUUCCAUUGCAAUGAUGUAUGUCUGUACUGUAUGUAUGCAUGUUCACGGUUCACCAAUGUAGUAAAAGACAAUUUGGCAAUGGCUCCACAUUUUUUUGGUUUUUCCUUCUUUGCGCCAUAGGACACUCAAGCUUGUGAAUUUUGAAUAUAGCCGGUGAGAAUUCAAACGUUAACAAAUAAAUAAGCAAGAAGCCUCUUUUUUUUUUUGUAAGUACUAAAUUAUUUGGAUUUUGAAGUGAUCUUUAAUGUACUAGGAUGCUUUAAGUACAUUCACUUCUUUCUUAAUCUUUUGUGGUCAUCAUAGCCAAGAAAAUAGAGGUUUCCAAUGUACCAAUAAGCUUUGUUAUGGGGU
Linum trigynum is the source of this 4000-nucleotide messenger RNA. Lineage: Eukaryota; Viridiplantae; Streptophyta; Magnoliopsida; Malpighiales; Linaceae. The record is from the annotation of a GenBank genome assembly.